UGAGUAUAUUUUCCACUAUAAAUAUCAUCCAUGUACAUAAACACUAUGUACCAACAAAGUAGGUGACUCAAAGAAAAAGGCUAAGCUAGAAAUAGCUAGGGAUACAACUCAAAAGAGAAAAGAGCAAGAAGAUGGCACAAGAAGAAAUGAGAAAAGGACCAUGGACAGAACAAGAAGACCUUCAACUUGCAUUUUAUGUGAAUUUGUUAGGCGAUCGACGAUGGGAUUUCUUAGCCAAAGUUUCAGGUUUGAGAAGAACAGGAAAAAGUUGUAGAUUACGAUGGGUGAAUUACUUACAUCCUGGUCUCAAACGAGGAAAGAUGACUCCACAAGAAGAACGUCUUAUUCUUGAACUCCACUCCAAAUGGGGAAAUAGAUGGUCAAGAAUUGCAAGGGAAGUAUCCGGGAGAACAGACAAUGAAAUAAAGAAUUACUGGAGAACACACAUGAGGAAGCAGGCUCAAGAUGAGAGGAAGUUAAACAAAGCAUCAUCUAGUAUUUCUCCAUCUUCAUCCUUCUCCAAUACUUCAUCUUUCUCGUCUAAUAGUCCUGAUGUGGAUUUCACGCCCAUUAUGGAAAACAACGAAAGGAACUUCUACCCUACAGGUGGACUACAAAAGAAAGUUGUUGACCAUGAUAAAGGAAAAAACAUGAAGGUGUACUCUAUGGAUGAUAUAUGGAAAGACAUUGAAUUAUCAGAAGAAAAUGAAACAAAGAGUAAACAAAUUAUGCCAUCACCUAUAUGGGAUUAUUGUCCAAACACUUUAUGGAUGGCUGAUGAUCAAGAAGAAAGUAAGAUGUUUCCUAUGUUUUAUUGCUUGGAUAACCAGGAUAACACAUUUUUGGCUAACAAAGGGUUAUUUGUUUGAAGGCUCUUUGUUUUUUUAUAGUUGGUGUAGGUAUUGAAAGAUGAGUUUGUACAACAUGUUAAUAAAGAAAAAUAAGAUGGGUAAACAAGUUGCAAUAUGGUUAUCAUUUGUGAAAUGCAAAUUGCAAAUAAAACAAAUUUUGCUUGGUUGAAGUUUAUCAUUUGCUUGGUUGAGAGUAGUUUAUCAAUAAUGCAUAGAAAAUAGUCUAUAAGAAAAAUAAAGUGUGAUGAGUGUUAUAAUGAGAUGUAUAAUAUAAAGAGGUUUUUCUUUUUGGAUUUGUAGUAGUUUCUUGAGUCUACCUAGUGUGUUAAAUUUUUCAUUAUAGUAGUAUUGUGUUGCUUCUCUUGAGUAUUGUAUU
Solanum tuberosum (potato) is the source of this 1227-nucleotide messenger RNA. RefSeq names its product transcription factor MYB48-like. Gene Ontology annotation, molecular function: sequence-specific DNA binding; DNA-binding transcription factor activity. Lineage: Eukaryota; Viridiplantae; Streptophyta; Magnoliopsida; Solanales; Solanaceae. The record is from RefSeq and is a predicted model, not a curated record. Gene Ontology annotation, cellular component: nucleus. The transcript is spliced from 3 exons. Bases 132 to 869 code for a protein of 245 amino acids. Gene Ontology annotation, biological process: regulation of DNA-templated transcription.